AUGACUAUCCAGCAAAGUAUUAUUAAAAUUAUUGCUACUACUGACUAUUUUCAAUUAUUCAUCUUCAUCACCGUUAUCUAUAUAUUUAACUUUUAUUACAAACAUUUUACUCGUCCCAAUCCACUUCCUGGUCCAUUACCUUUACCAAUCAUUGGAAACUAUCAUAGUCUUGGCAGUGAUGUAAGAGAAUUCUAUAUACAAUGUCUACCAAAAUAUGGGGAUAUUAGUGAAGCGAUGCUUGGUCAUAGAUACAUUGUUCUUUCGCGUCCAGAAUAUAUUGAUAAAAUUCUUGAUCGUAAAGCAUUUCACGCGAAGCUUCCAUAUUCGCCAGGUAUGGAUGAAAUGGGAAUGUACGGACAUGGAAUCGUUUUCAAUAAUGAUUAUGAAAGUUGGAAAUCUAAUAGAAAGUUCUUUACGGAUACAUUUGUACCACGGGAAUAUAUGGACAACGUCGUAAAGUCUACAAUUAAGCUGUUUGAAGAAUUGAGCAGUUAUUGGCAGUCACUUGGAAAUCAAAAUACUUCAAAUCAUAAUUGCGAUACUUGGACACUAGAAACAGAUUUUUCUAAAUGGUUCCACAGAUUUACAAAUGAUAUUAUUUCAAUAUUAAUCACUGGAGAACAUAC
This is a messenger RNA of Racocetra persica, 626 nucleotides long. The record is from the annotation of a GenBank genome assembly. NCBI's taxonomy places the organism in Eukaryota, Fungi, Glomeromycota, Glomeromycetes, Diversisporales, Gigasporaceae.